AUGAAUCGCAUUUUCGGAUAUGGCGGGCGUAAAAACCACGACCAACUUCUUCAGGACUCGAAUAAAGCUAUGAGUGAGGCUCAGCAAUCAAUGCAAGAACGAAUCUCAGGGUUAGACACUCAAAUAACGCAGUUGAAUGCCCAACUUCAAACAAUACAACGAAAGAUAUCGGGUACCAAGUCUGCUGCAGGGCAGAAACCUCUACGACAACGAGCUCUGAAGCUGCUAAAUAAGCGCAAACAGUUGGAAUCUAUGAGAGAUUCGCUGGACUCUCAGUCGUGGUCCAUGAACCAGGCCCAAAUGACAAGCGACAACCUAAGGAAUACCAUGGUCACAGUGAAUGCGCUGAAACAAACGAACAAGGCUCUCAAAGCUCAAUACGGGAAAAUCAAUGUUGAUAAGCUCCAGGACAUGCAGGAUGAGAUGCUGGAUCUGGUCGAACAAGGUGAAGAGCUACAACAAGUUUUGGCGAUGGGCAGCGGUGCCCAAGACAUAGACGAUAUCAGUGAGACCGAACUUGAUGCAGAGCUAGAGGCUUUGAGGGACGAUCCAAUGAUGCAGGGUGGUCUGGCAGACUUUGAGGGAGAAGCGUCAGGUGAAAUUCCUUCCUAUCUCAGCGGCACCAUCCCAUCAUUCGUGGAUGAAGAGCCAGCCCCAGAGCUCCCAGGCAAACUAGAGACUGCCACGUAG
Lachancea dasiensis is the source of this 690-nucleotide messenger RNA. The record is from the annotation of a GenBank genome assembly. NCBI's taxonomy places the organism in Eukaryota, Fungi, Ascomycota, Saccharomycetes, Saccharomycetales, Saccharomycetaceae.